GCUUAAUAAUGUGGCGGUUCAGGUCUCUGGCUGCCGGGAGUGCCUCAGCCUGCUGCUGCCAGGGGAGGAUGGGAAGGAUGCCACUUGUGUGCGGUGUGAGCAGCUGGACGAGCUGCUCAACCUGGUGGUGGAGCUUAGGGAGGAGUCAAACAGGGAGAGACAGCUUGAGAGAAGAUGAGGAAUGGCAGCUGGUCUCAUCCCAGCGUCGCAGGCAACCCCCAAGUUCUCGACCUACCUCGGUUCCCCUGAUCCCUCUCUGUAAUAGGUAUGAAACUCUGAAACCAGAGGGAGUGGUGACUGAUGAUAAUGUGGGAGCACUGCCGCCAAGCUUGCCUAAGGUGAGGCGGUCAGCUCCGCGUUUAAAGACUGCCUCCUCCAAGAAAGAAAGGAGAGUGGUAGUUGUAGGUGACUCUCUUCUGAGAGGAACAGAGGGUCCGAUAUGUCGGCCUGACCCUACCCGUAGGGAGGUGUGCUGCCUUCCUGCAGCCCGGGUCAGGGAUAUUUCUAGAAAACUCCCUAGCCUUAUCCGCCCCUCUGAUUAUUACCCUCUAUUGAUAGUUCAGGCCGGCAGUGAUGAGAUCCCUGUUAGAAGCCAGAGGAUUAUAAAAAAUGAUUUUAGGAGACUGGGGAAGUUAGUUGAUGGAGCGGGCAUACAAGUAGUGUUUCCAGUAUUCCCUCGGUGGCAGGGACAAGCGCUGAGACGACCAGGAAAAGCCAUCUUGUAA
Messenger RNA from Centrocercus urophasianus (Greater sage-grouse), 725 nucleotides. RefSeq lists its product as uncharacterized. The transcript is spliced from 2 exons. NCBI's taxonomy places the organism in Eukaryota, Metazoa, Chordata, Aves, Galliformes, Phasianidae. The coding region runs from base 9 to 725 and encodes 238 amino acids. The record is from RefSeq and is a predicted model, not a curated record.